AUGGCAGUGUACCCGGUGAGCCCGGUGACGGGGCCGGGCUCGGCCAAGUCGGUAUGGGAGCUGAGCCCCGAGCCGGACCUGGUUGGGCACCUGCUGCCGAGCGGGCCGCCGGCGUCGACGGCGCAGUCGGGCCAAGCGGCCCCGAAGAGCUGCGCGCGCGAGCGCGCCGCCCGCCCGGGCGGCCCCGACGACGACGUGUACGCCGAUGAGGCGGCGCUGGAGGCCGGCCAGGGGCCCAGCGACGAGGCCCGGCGCGUCUUCGAGCUGCUGCGGGCCGGGGACACGGCGGGCGCCGACCGCCUGGUGGAGGCGCACGGCGCGGCCAGCCUGAGCGCGCGCGACCAGUGGGGCUACACGCCGGCGCACUGGGCCGCGCUGGACGGCAACGCCGAGGUGAUGCGCUACCUGGUGGAGCGCGGCGGGCCCGUGGACCUGCCCUGCCUGGGCACGCAGGGUCCGCGGCCCAUCCACUGGGCCUGCCGGAAGGGCCACAGCGCGCUGGCGCAGCUGCUGCUGCGCAGCGGCGUGGCCGUGAACGCGGCCGACUUCAAGGGCCUGACGCCGCUGAUGACGGCCUGCAUGUUCGGCCGGCUGGCCACGGCGGCCUUCUUGCUGGGCUGCGGCGCGCGCGUCGGCCUGACGGACAUCAACGGCGACGCGGCGCUGCACUGGGCCGCCUACAAGGGCCACACCGAGCUGAUCCGGCUGCUGAUGGCCAGCGGCGCCGACCCGCAGAAGCCCGACCACUUCGGCUCGACGCCGCUGCACCUGGCCUGCCUGUCGGGCCACCUCGGCUGCGCGCGGCUGCUCUGCCAGAAGAGCAAGGUGGCGCUGGAGCCGCGCGACAAGAACGGCAAGAGCCCGCUGCAGCUGGCGCAGGGCCGGCGCCACGCGGAGGUGGUGCGCCUGCUGCAGGCGGAGGCGCGGCGGCGCGCGCGCUGGCUGCCGCCGGCGGCCGAGCUCUGGGCGCUGCUCUUCGGCGGCGCGGGCGCCAGCAAGGGCCCGCUGCUGCUGUUCCUGGCCUCGGUGCUGCUCUGGGGCUACCCCAUGUACCUGCUCAAGUGCCUGCCCAUCACCUGGAACCUGCUGCGCGGCAGCCACUACUGCUUCGUCUACUGGAACCUGCUGAUGUGGCUGUGCUGGCUGGUGGCCAACCGCAAGGACCCGGGCUACGUGCCGCGCAACAGCGAUGCCUACUACCGGGCCGUGCGCCAGAUCCCCUACUUGGACAAGUGGCGCCGGCGCAGCCUGCUGCUCUCGCGGCUCUGUCACAGCUGCAAGUGUUUCCGGCCGCUGCGCGCCAAGCACUGCCGGGUCUGCAACCGCUGCGUGGCCUACUUCGACCACCACUGCCCCUUCGUCUACAACUGCGUGGGCCUGCGCAACAGGAUGUGGUUCUUCCUCUUCGUCAUGUGCGUCGCCAUCAACUGCUCGUUCACGCUCUACUUUGCCUGCUACUGCAUAGCCAUCGAGGGCGUGCAGCUGCUCUACGUGCUCGGGCUGCUCGAGGCGCUGGUCUUCUGCGCCCUGGGCUGGAUACUGACCUGCACCUCGGUCCUGCACGCUUGCAUGAACCUCACCACCAACGAGAUGUUCAAUUACAAGAGGUACUCCUACCUGCGCGACAAAAGGGGAAAGUACUGGAACCCCUUUAGCCGAGGGCCUGUCUUGAACCUCAUCGAAUUCUUUCUCUGCCCUUCUGACCCCUACGCCAAUGAGCCUCAGCAUUAUCACAUUUUCCAAGACGAAGCCAUGUAACUCCACU
Phymastichus coffea is the source of this 1765-nucleotide messenger RNA. RefSeq lists its product as uncharacterized. The transcript has 5 exons. The record is from RefSeq and is a predicted model, not a curated record. Gene Ontology annotation, biological process: protein palmitoylation. Bases 1 to 1758 code for a protein of 585 amino acids. Gene Ontology annotation, cellular component: Golgi membrane. Lineage: Eukaryota; Metazoa; Arthropoda; Insecta; Hymenoptera; Eulophidae. Gene Ontology annotation, molecular function: palmitoyltransferase activity; protein binding.